Anoplophora glabripennis (Asian longhorned beetle) is the source of this 1105-nucleotide messenger RNA. RefSeq names its product aldose reductase. The record is from RefSeq and is a predicted model, not a curated record. Lineage: Eukaryota; Metazoa; Arthropoda; Insecta; Coleoptera; Cerambycidae. Gene Ontology annotation, molecular function: aldose reductase (NADPH) activity. The transcript has 5 exons. Gene Ontology annotation, cellular component: cytosol. Bases 87 to 1040 code for a protein of 317 amino acids.
AAUUGGUACUGAUAUAUAUCUUAUAAAUCAGAGUGAUAUAUUGAAAUAAGCCAGUUAAUCGGCGGUACCCAUCGAAUAUUGUAAAAAUGGCGAAAGUCCCCAGAAUCAAGCUGAACAAUGGGCUGGAGAUUCCGGCCUUUGGGCUCGGCACAUGGAAGUCUAAACCAGGCGAGGUGGAGGAGGCCGUCAAAAACGCCAUCGACAUCGGCUACCGCCAUAUUGAUUGCGCCUACGCAUACGGCAACGAGAAAGAAGUCGGCGCCGCUUUGAAGGCUAAAUUUGCCGAGGGAGUCAUCAAGAGAGAGGACGUCUUCGUCACCAGUAAGCUAUGGAACACUUACCACAGACCAGACCUCGUGGAGAAGAACAUCAGGAUAACCCUGAACGAUUUGGGUUUGGACUAUUUGAACUUGUAUCUCAUCCACUGGCCAGUUGCGUACAAGGAAGAUGGGGAAAAUUUCCCGUUUGACGCAAAUGGCAAAAUGCAAUUCAGUCAUGUCGACUACGUAGACACAUGGAAAGCUAUGGAGGAAUUAGUGAAGAAAGGCCUUACAAAAUCCAUCGGAGUUUCAAAUUUCAAUAAAAAACAAUUGGAAAGGAUCCUUAGCGUGGCUACUAUCAAACCAGUGAUCAACCAGGUCGAAUGUCACCCAUAUCUCAACCAGAGGAAGCUUAUCGACUUCUGCUGGUCAAAGGGCAUCGUCGUAACAGCGUACAGUCCCCUAGGGUCUCCCGAUCGCCCCUGGGCCAAACCUGGCGACCCUCAACUCAUGGACGAUCCAAAAUUGCAGCAAUUGGCCACAAAGUACAAGAAGAGUCCCGCACAGAUACUACUGAGGUAUCAGCUAGAUCGCGGCGUUGUCACCAUCCCCAAAUCCGUGACUAAGUCUAGGAUCCAACAGAACUUCGAGAUCUUCGACUUUAAUUUGAGCAAGGAGGAUAUCGCCUACUUGGAUACCUUCGAUUGCAAUGGAAGGCUUUGCCCGUUGACAGCAGGUUUGGGACACCCCCACCAUCCAUUUGAGAAAGACGAAUACUAGACCUUAUCUGUUUUUAAUACGUAAAUAAAAAAUAUAUUUGUACAAGCAAGUAUUACUUAAAUAAA